AUGGUUAAUGAGGCUGGGAGACAGACGAUAAUGGAUAAGUUCUAUGAGGCAUUUGGUAUAAAAAUUCCAUGGAGAAAAUUUGGGAUAAAGUGCAAUACUUGCAAGAAGCAGUAUGGGUCUUUUAAGAAGUUGACUCGGAACAGAACGGGGCUUGGUUUUGAUUCAACCGGAUUCAUCAACAUGAGUGAGGACUGGUGGAAUGAGCGAUGUAAGGAGUGGCCAGGUGUUAGAAAAUUUAAAGACAAGCCGGUAGCAAAUAUGGAUUUGAUGGAGAAGGUAUUUGGCGCAGUUUAUAUCAGUGGAGGAGAAGGUUGGUCUGCUCAGCAAGGUGAAGGUGUUUUAGACACAAAGCACUCAGAUCAUGAUGAUGAUAUUGAUGGUGAAGAUGACGCUGAGUCAAGGCGUGACAUUCCUACUCAAGAAGAUGUUGGAGCUGAAUCAAGGCGUGGUGUCCCUACUCAAGAAACUGAUGUUGCGUCUGAAUCAAGAAAUUUUGGAACAAAGAAUGCUGGCCCUUCUUCCUCUAGGUCAAAGGUUAAUAGGAAAAGAUCAAGGAAUGUACAAGCAGGACGAGCUGUGGCUGAUGUGAUUAGGAAGAGUGUUGAGUCUCGAGACAAGAUUCUUUCCCACAAGAAUCAUCUAAUAGAGAAUCAUCCUGAGUUUAGUUGUAGUCAACUUCGAGCUAUGGAUGUUCUACGCUCCUUGCCUGCCCUAAGGAUGUGGUCUCCUCUCUACAAAGCUUCAAUUAACCAUCUCAAAGAAGAUGCUGCAAACCGCCAGACUUUCUUGUUUUAUGGAGAUGAUGAGAACAAGGUUCUUUAUUUGGAGUUUGCAACUGGUGAAAGUAGAGAUCAUUGA
Brassica napus (rape) is the source of this 858-nucleotide messenger RNA. RefSeq lists its product as uncharacterized. Bases 1 to 858 code for a protein of 285 amino acids. Lineage: Eukaryota; Viridiplantae; Streptophyta; Magnoliopsida; Brassicales; Brassicaceae. The transcript is spliced from 2 exons. The record is from RefSeq and is a predicted model, not a curated record.